Molecule: messenger RNA, 663 nt
Organism: Anopheles funestus (African malaria mosquito)
Lineage: Eukaryota; Metazoa; Arthropoda; Insecta; Diptera; Culicidae
Exons: 2
Coding region: 1-441 (146 amino acids)
Biological process (GO): sodium ion transport
Cellular component (GO): membrane
Molecular function (GO): sodium channel activity
Source: RefSeq, a predicted model, not a curated record
AUGAAUACUACUCGUAAUCCCGAGUUUAACUUUUCCGCGUACGGUGUGCUGCACGUGCAUUUCCGUUCGACCAACUGUCUCAAAUAUAGACGCGAACCAUUCGUUACCUGGCAAACGUUGGUGGCCACCUUUGGCGGAAUCCUUGGACUCUGUUUUGGAGGUUCCAUCCUGAGCUUAAUUGAGGUUGCGUUUCUCUUCGGCGUCGUUCCUUUCACCGUGUAUAAAGCAAUGAAAAAUAAGACCAAGGCACAUCCUUCGCCUACAGUUAAUGCCAUCUCGUACGUGAACUAUCCGAGACAUCAGCCGUUGGGAUAUUUUAGACGCAAGGAAGUUAUGGCACGAACCAUCAACAAUGGAUUGUGGAAAGCGGAAAAAAGGAUGCACGCGGAUAGUCCACGCUGGAAGCAACACUACAUCGAUGAGAUCAGAAUAAUACCAUGAGAGGGAGUUAUUUGCAAAAGUGGUAAUACUGCCGAGAUGAUUUAAGGUACAAACUUAAAGUACAAACACUGCGAAACUAAUCUGCUUAAUAAAUCCAAUGAGUGCAGUGAAGCAGUUUUGAUGUUCUUGAACGUAACUGAAUAAUUAGUAUUCACUUUGGUUUUAGUUAUGCUUUACUAUUCCUUUAUGCAUCAAAUGAAAAUAGAAAAUUUUAGAGAAAUA